Messenger RNA from Epinephelus fuscoguttatus (brown-marbled grouper), 4202 nucleotides. RefSeq names its product metal transporter CNNM3. Gene Ontology annotation, biological process: magnesium ion homeostasis; transport. The coding region runs from base 34 to 2289 and encodes 751 amino acids. The record is from RefSeq and is a predicted model, not a curated record. Gene Ontology annotation, cellular component: plasma membrane. Gene Ontology annotation, molecular function: transmembrane transporter activity. NCBI's taxonomy places the organism in Eukaryota, Metazoa, Chordata, Actinopteri, Perciformes, Serranidae. The transcript has 11 exons.
GAUCCGCGCAGAGCCAGGCUGACCAAUUCCAAUAUGGUGGCCAGCUUGGCAGGUCUACGGUUCCUGUUGAUGAUAUUGUUGUUCUGCGGGAUCAGGUACGGCGCCUGCAGCCAGGAAGCUCCGCUGGUUCUGGGCCUGCGAGUGGAAGAUCCGGCGGGUCUGGUGUGCAUGAAGGGUCGGAUCAUCUCGGCGCCAGAAGGAGCCACGUUCCGGAUCCGUCUCUUUGGGACUGAGCUGAAUGGAAGCUGGCCGUGGGUGGCGUUCGCAGGGGCAGCUGGCGGGGCGGCCGGGGCGGUCGGGGAUGCGCCUGACCCGUGCGGGCAGGAGCCCAACCGUCACGAGUCCGCCUUCCAGGUGACGGGUGACUUCGCCCCGGAUGAGGAGUACAGCGGGCUGAUAACGGUGCAGGUCCAGAAGAGGAGCAUCGCUACGGGAGCUGGCAGCGGACAGACCUUGCACCACCUGUGCGUGCUGAGCGGAGGGAAGUGGGCAUCCGCGGGCCCGGACAGGCUGCGGGUCAGCACCGACAAGGGUCUGCCCGCAGACUACAUCCCGCCGUGGGGUCUGGCCGUGCUGGUCGUGGUGCUGCUGCUGGUGUGCGGGCUGCUGAGGACAGUGAACCUGAGCCUGCUGUGGCUCGACCCCGUGGAGCUGUACGUCCUCCACAGCUGCGGAUCCGAGGAGGAGAAGCGGGCCGCCAAGCGCCUGGAGCCGAUCCGGAGGAGGGGGAACUUCCUGACAUGUUCCCUGCUGUUCCUCUGUGCUGUUGGACACUCCGUCCUCGGCGUCCUCCUGUACCGGGCGCUGGGCUCCAUCAUCUCCGCCGUGUUCACCAGCGGCUUCCUCAUCUUCUUCCUGGCUGAGCUGGCUCCUCACAUCCUGUGCUCCGGUUAUGGGUUUCAGCUGGCGCCGGGUCUGACCUGGCUGGCCCAGGUUUGUCUGGUGCUCACCUGUCCCCUGUCCUGCCCUCUGGGGCUGAUCCUGGACCUGGCCCUGAGGAGGGACAUCAGCACCUGCGGGAUAAGGGAGCGGGCCAUGGAGAUGAUCCGCACGAGUGUCAACGACCCCUACAGUGAGUUUGUGAAGGAGGAGUUCAGCCGCGGGAUGCUGCGCACUAAGACGGUGGAGGACAUCCUGACCCCCCUGAAGGACUGCUUCAUGCUGCCCAGCUCCGCCGUGCUGGACUUCUCCACCAUGUCUGAGAUCAUGCAGAGCGGAUACACCAGGGUGCCCAUCUACGAGGAGGAGAGGUCCAACAUCAUAGAAAUCCUGUAUGUGAAAGACUUGGCUCUGGUGGAUCCGGACGACUGCACCCCCAUGACGACCAUCACCAAGUUCUACAAUCACCCGCUGCACUAUGUCUUCAACGACACCAAACUGGACGCCAUGCUGGAGGAGUUCAAGAAAGGUAACUCUCACAUGGCCAUCGUCCAGAAGGUGAACAACGAGGGGGAGGGGGAUCCGUUCUACGAGGUCCUGGGAUUGGUCACGUUAGAGGAUGUUAUCGAGGAGAUCAUCAAAUCAGAGAUCCUGGAUGAAUCUGACGGCUACUUGGACAGGAAAGUGAAGCGUCCCCUCCCUCCGCUGGAGAUUCCUCUGGAGCCUCGCAGCGUCCACGAGGAGUUCUCUCUCUUCAAGCCUCCAGAAGGAGAACCCAAGAUCCGCACCUCGCCGCAACUCCUGCUGGCUACACACCGCUUCCUGUCCAGAGAAGUGGCGCACUUCAGCCCCGGACGCGUGUCUGAGAAGAUCUUGUUCCACCUGCUCCGUCACCCCAGCGUCAACCAGGAAGUGCACUUUGACCCAAACAACCGGCUGAGCCCGGGUCACUAUCUCUACACGCGUAACCACCCGGUGGACUAUUUCAUCCUGCUGCUGCAGGGUCGUGUGGAGGUGGAGAUCGGUAAAGAGGGGCUCAAGUUUGAGAACGGAGCGUUCACAUAUUACGGCGUCUCUGCGCUGACGCUGCCAUCUUCAGUGCACCAGUCUCCAGUGUCGACCCAGCGUCACUCUCCCAGGGAUCCGUUUGAGUCAGCAGACGCCACAAGCCCGUCCAGUUAUUGUCCUGACUACACCGUCCGAGCGCUCACCGACCUGCAGCUCAUACGGGUGACACGUCUGCAGUAUCUGAACGCUCUCAUGGCGUCGCGGGUCGGUCAGAGUCCAGAUCCUCCUGAGAUAAAGAUCCUGCCCAACAGUCAGACCAAGCUGCUCAACGACAGAAACACCACACAGCAAGGUGGCAGUAGCGCCCAGGAGAGCUCCACAGAAGAGGAGGCUCAUGGGUAGUACGGUUCUGACCUGCUCCAGACAAGUAGAGCUUUUUAGUUGUGUUUUUAUUGAUGAAUCAUCUAUGGCUGGAACGUAGUUAUCGGACACGACUGGAGUGAGCGUGAUUUCAUGUGUCUGUUGUGUCGUCUCAUCUCCAUCCCCAUUCCUUCAUGUGAUCUCACUUAUUAUUUCAAGCUGUUUUAUACACUUUGGACUCUUUGUGUAAAUAUACAGAAAUACUUUUUAUUUUAAUUUGGGGGUGCCUCCCCUCCAGGUCUGAACUUAAGUCAUUAGCAUCGCCAUGAUUCCUCGCAUUUGCCUGUCUGGGUGCCAAAGCUACAUGUGUGUGAUGUGUGUGUGAGUGUGUGUUGUUUGUGUCCGUGUGUACUGAAGCAUCCGUCCGUCUGAGACACACUCGCUGGUUAAAAGCAGAUUUGCACGUAAAAUUUGUGCACUGUUGAUGUGAUUAAGCUAUUUUACGAGCUGGAAGCUACGUCCAUGUUUUUAUACCCUCACGUUACGUUGCUGUCAGACGUCGAGGAUCAUUUCAGCUGUCGUAGUUAGUUUAUAGUUUAAAUAUUCAUAUGGAGAAUGAGAGGUGAAGGACUUCCAAAGGGGGGACAGGAUGUAACCAAAGUAAAAUGAGAUUAAACACUCCUCACUAACAAUUUUAACAUUUUUUAAAUUUUAACAGCCCUGAUUAAUUAAUAAUUAAAUUUAAACAGAACUGAAUCAUAGCAUUGAACCAUUUUACCUUGAAAACUAUGUAUCCAAAUUUAUUUAUUUUAGAAUUCUUUGAAAUUAAAAUAUGAAAUAUCUUGAUAUUUGCAGUUAUAAAAAAAUGAAAUAGAAUGUACAUUGGUGUUAACAAAUUCAGACUCCAAAUUCAAGUGUUAGAAAUAAAAAAAAAAAAAAAAGAUAAAAGAAUUAAAUUAAAAACAAAUUCAGGUUACUCAAAUUUGAUUGGUCAAAUCAAGGUCUACAAAUUCUAGUUAAAAAUAAAUAAAAUUUAAAAAUAAAUUAAAAAUAAAAUAACACAAAAUAAAAUAAAACAAAUACCACUACCUGGGCUACUCAGGCAGGAUAGGCAUUCGAGCUUGUUUAGAUCUAUAUUUGAACAAUCAAAACUGAGCAAUGUUUAUUAUUUUUUUUUUAUCAUAAAACUUCAAUUUUUGGAUCUGAAUUUGUGAAUAACAAGUACUAACAGAAGAGUACUCAGUAGGGCUGGGUAUGAACCUGAGUGUUUUGUUUUUUUUUUUUUUUUUGGUGCCGAUUAAAUUUCAUAACCUCUUGAGUAUCAAAUGUACGGAAGCCGACAACAGCUUUGCUAGCAAUUACUUUUUUAAUGCCGUGAUCAUGAGUUAUUUUGUUAUCUUGUUAAAACAAGAUACUCAUUAUUAAUAUCAAUGCCAUUAUUGAUUCUGCUUGUCAAUCCCAUUCUUUACCAAUUUCCUUUUUAAUUCUGGAUCAGUUUUACGAGUAAAGAGUAGGCCUACACAGGUGUUCAGAGUCAACGCAACUGUUUUAUGUCUGAGUCUGAACACAGUGUAGAAAAAAGGCAUACAUGUGAGUCAGGUGUGCAAAAGCUCCUAUUUUUGUUAAAUCGUGUUGGAAAUGUCCAAAAAGUACCGUUACAUGAAAAAAAGCAAAAACAAACAUUGCAGCACUUUUUACACACUACACAUUUUAUCGCAUAAAUAAGGAGGAAUAAACAAACUUGCAUUGGUAAGAGAGCUCAGAGACAGAGAGUUUCAAUGGAUCAGACAAUAUGGAAGUGGUUGUCAGAUCCCAUCUCAAGUAUUCAGAUACCAGACGCUCAUUUUUCGAAUUCUCCAUAAUAACCCCAUGAUAUAUAUUAUUUUCGUGUCUCGGGACAUACGGCUUUCGUUUUCUUAGUAAUCAACAUAAAUUAACACUUUAUUACAAGAAAA